UAAAUACUUUUCUUAGCUUUCUCCUUGUGCACUUUUUCCCAUUUGUUUGCAGUAUUCUUGUCCUUUUAUUAGUUUCUCUCUCCAUUUUCCUCUAAUAUUCCUCUUCUUCUUGACUAAAAAUUCAAUUUGUUUUGUCCAUUUUGCUUCAAAUAAAAGAUAGACUAAAAAAAAUGUAUCAAAACCAGGAGUACCCUUUUCCAUGUUUGUGUUGCCACCCUCAAAGUUACAUUAGAAUGGUACAAAAUCUGAUAGAGAGGUGUUUGGUUCUUGGCAUGAAUAGAGAUCAAUGUGUUAAGGCGCUAGCUAUACAUGCCAGAAUCCGCCCACUCGUAACAUUAACAGUGUGGAGAGAGCUUUUGAAGGAGAACACGGGCUUCUUUCAAGCUUAUUUCAGCAAUAUAUCUUGUCGAGGACUUAAGCAGGCGUAAUCAAAGAGGACCAGGAUUUGGAAGAAGGAAACAAUAUUGGAAAUGAAUGCAACGCGAUGAAUCUUUAAUAUUGAAGAACUUAGGUUUUUCUGGAACUUAUUAACACAUAAAAUUGUUACGAGAUUUCUAGAUA
Molecule: messenger RNA, 561 nt
Organism: Lycium ferocissimum
Lineage: Eukaryota; Viridiplantae; Streptophyta; Magnoliopsida; Solanales; Solanaceae
Exons: 4
Coding region: 171-428 (85 amino acids)
Source: RefSeq, a predicted model, not a curated record